AACACAGCAGCCAUCUCUUCCAGUGGCUCACUUGUGGCUACCCAUGACUACUAUCCAGGAUGCCUGGACUCCUCGUCCAGCAACAACUCUGGCAGAAGUGCCGCGUACCCAGGGGACACCGUGCUCCACUCUCCCCAGGUCUUCCCAAGGCUGACCCUGGCCACUGGUAGGCCAGCUUCUUUUUUGGGAAAUCCACCCUCCCAUUCAUGGCCACAGUGUUGGAGUCGCCUGAGCACUCGGCAGAAUCUCCCCAGGCCUCCAGAAGCCCAAUCGCCUGUGGCCUGGCUCCUGAAACCAUGUAGAAGCAGCCAGUCAUCCAUCCUGGCCAGACCAAUACCAGGGCCCAGUCCUGACCUGUCGGCAAAAGCAGCCUGCCCAAGUUUAAGUGGUGCUAGGCCAGAGCCCACCUUCUCAAUCCUCCCUGUAAACUAGGAAGGCUGAACAACAGACACCAACAGAAGCUGGAGAGAGUUCCCUCUUGGUUCACAGCACAGUUUUCCUGACCCCAUAACUGUGUCUUGCACAAAGCAGAAAAUAAACUCACAGCAGCCUCUCCCCAC
This is a messenger RNA of Mus musculus (house mouse), 560 nucleotides long. Its product is annotated as predicted gene, 51791. The record is from RefSeq and is a predicted model, not a curated record. The annotation marks the transcript as partial. The transcript has a single exon. NCBI's taxonomy places the organism in Eukaryota, Metazoa, Chordata, Mammalia, Rodentia, Muridae.